Messenger RNA from Stylophora pistillata, 1443 nucleotides. RefSeq lists its product as uncharacterized. NCBI's taxonomy places the organism in Eukaryota, Metazoa, Cnidaria, Anthozoa, Scleractinia, Pocilloporidae. The record is from RefSeq and is a predicted model, not a curated record.
AAAAAUACGAUUUAGAAAUGUUUUCAUCAUGUUAGCCUUUUGAAUGGCCAAUAUAUCUUUUCCGGGAGAUCUAACUUUAGCGGCCUCGCAAUAAUUCCAAGUAUUAGAGCACAUCCUCCCGCCAGUUGAACAUUGGAGGAAGAAAAUGACAACACGAAACUAAACCGUGAACCUUGGAUUAUUCGCUUGUUCGCUUUGGCAUGAAUUCAAUGAGUUACAAUACCUGGAUAUUUGACUUGUGAGCUAAACAUCAUAUUGUUAUCAAUCAAUAGCCAGUAUUAUUUCUCUUGCAUUGGUUUCAACCAAUACCAAGCUAAAGAGACCAAAGAAGCGUUGGAGACUGCUUAUAACACGACGACUAGGGCUAAGGACACAGAAUGCUUGAUCUAUUUCCAGUUUUGAUCUUCGUACUCGCACCAAUCAUUCAGUGUUACAGCACCGACAAAAACUACCGUUCUUCAUAUCUAACUAUCUGGGAUGAUAAAGUUCUAUUAGGUCACGUUAUGACAGUUCGCUAUGCUGAUGAAAUCACUUCAUGUGCACACGACUGUUUGUUAAAACCAGGAUGUCAAUCUUUUAACUUUGGCAAAGACUCCAACCUUUGCGAGCUGAAUAAUUCGUCAUCACAAGUCAAAGACUUAGAGUCGAAAAAUAGCUUUCUACACGGCAGCUGGAUAACAGUGCCCAUCAUCAAGUUUGUUUUCACUGCGCUAGGCGCAGCAGGACCGACUGGACCAACGAGCCAAUCUGAGUACUUAGGCACGAUACUGGAGGGUCUAGUCAAACUCAACAAUGGAAUUCAAGAAUGGACAGUUCCUCACACAGGAAUUUAUAACAUCGAGGCUUUCGGCGCCUCAGGUGCAAAUGGGACAUGUAUUUCGUGUUCAGGAUGGAGACUUGGAGGACUAGGCGCAAAAAUCACCGGCUCCUUUGAACUCAAGCGAGGCCAGAAGUUAAAAAUAUUAGUGGGACAGAAAGGGCAAGUAAGUCGUAAAAACAACGAAGCCCCCGGGGGAGGUGGCGGGGGCACUUUUGUUACAUUCAUGGACAAUUCGCCACUGGUCGUAGCAGGUGGAGGGGGGGGAGCACCAGUUUCAAUCCCUGGGAAUCCAGACGGGGACCCUGGGCAAGCAGGUCAGAAUGGAACGCGGCAUGGAGGUAGGGCUGGCUUAGGGGGAAGACUUUCGGCUCCGGAGUUGAAGGCGGGAACUGGAGCAGGGAUCUGGGGAGAUGGUGAAGGUGAGGAUGGGAAGGCCCUGAGCUUCCAAAACGGAGGAAUCAGUGCUGACGUAGACUUCUCAAAGGGAGGAUUCGGCGGAGGGGGUUAUGGUAUGCUCCUUCCUGGAGGAGGAGGUGGAUAUUCCGGUGGAGGAGUUGAGGGAAACUUUCCAUCCUCUGGAACUGCGGGUGGUGGAGGCUCCAUAAACAACGGCACAUCUCAGA